UUUUUUUUUUCUUUCUUAUCCGCGCUCCUUUACUUUGUAGUCCUCAUCAAAUCGACCAAGUAAAUCUUCGAGGUAUGUAUCCUACGAAACUGGCUCGCAGCGAUUCGAAUCCAGAAGGAUGAUGCUAUUCACCGUGGCAAGGGAGAGCAAUCGAGGGCGUCGUUAUACGUGAGCCGAUCUUUCAACAAUGGCCGGGUUCUAUUCACGGCUGGCGACAGGUCCACGAUACGCUUCUCCUCUUCAGCACUGGGCGGCAGAACCCUCGCGAUCGAUCGUUGAGGGCACUCUCCUCGCUCUUGAGCCUUGGAAAGGCUAACAACCAUAUUUCAUUCCAGAUACCUCAUUUCCCGUCCCGACUUGAGAAUCUCCUCAAAACUCCACCAAAAUGGUUCGCACUUCCGUCCUCCACGAUGCGCUCAACGCCAUCAACAACGCCGAGAAGGCUGGCAAGCGCCAGGUCCUGAUCCGACCUUCUUCCAAGGUCAUUAUCAAGUUCCUCCAGGUCAUGCAGCGCCACGGAUAUAUCGGAGAGUUCGAGGAGGUCGACGACCACCGAUCCGGCAAGAUUGUCGUCCAGCUCAACGGCCGCCUGAACAAGACUGGUGUCAUCUCCCCCCGCUACAACGUCCGCCUCUCUGAGCUCGAGAAGUGGGUUGUCAAGCUGCUCCCUGCCCGUCAGUUCGGCUAUGUCAUCCUCACAACCUCAGCUGGUAUCAUGGACCACGAGGAGGCCCGACGCAAGCACGUUUCUGGCAAGAUCAUUGGCUUCUUCUACUAAAUGGGACGGGAUACCAAUCAAAAAGUGAUUUCUACAAACUACACAGGGCAUUCUCGGCGUUGAGGCAGGAUGAUGAUGACUAUGACCGAUGCGAUUGAUAGCAACGUCGCUUAUCGCACACGCGAGCACAAGAAUUGAACCUAUGCGAGAUGCUCAGACUCAAGACUCCC
This is a messenger RNA of Fusarium verticillioides 7600, 948 nucleotides long. Its product is annotated as 40S ribosomal protein S22. The record is from RefSeq and is a predicted model, not a curated record. Bases 386 to 778 code for a protein of 130 amino acids. Gene Ontology annotation, biological process: translation. NCBI's taxonomy places the organism in Eukaryota, Fungi, Ascomycota, Sordariomycetes, Hypocreales, Nectriaceae. The transcript has 2 exons. Gene Ontology annotation, cellular component: ribosome; cytosolic small ribosomal subunit. Gene Ontology annotation, molecular function: structural constituent of ribosome.